ACUGAGCGGCGUUCUCCGGACACGUGUGUCGCGUUCGGGGAAUUUGCCGCCGUGAAACUGCUCGGAAACGAUGAGUGAGCUUUUCUUGAAACGCAGAUUUCGUUCUUUAACAGCUAUUCCUGGUGCGUGCGUAUUCAGAGAGCUUAGGGCCAAUUUAUGAUAGUUAUAAAACGGGCUAGCAGGAUCGAUGGACCAGCGUGAGCAGCUCCAGGAGCUGAGCCCCAGUUCCUUUCCUGCCGGAGUUUCCCUGGCUGUGUUCCAUGAUGAGUUUCCGCCAUGCUCGGUUUCGUGAGCGAGUUUGAGUGACGCGUGUGUAAAAGACAGCACGGAACUAAAUACGUGCGAGAGCUGAGCUCCCACCGACAGCCUGCGUGGAUUCCCUGUUUGUCAAGGAGGGGCACGGGUUGAUUAUCUCCCCCCACGCAGUGGCCAAGUGAUGUUUUCAAUGCUGCUGCUCAGGAAGCUGGCUGGAAAAGAAUCUCAGCACAGCUCACUGUUCUGAGCCCAGAGAGUGAAAAUGAUGGCAAGAUUCCCCGUGCUGCAUACCCUGUGGAUCCUUCUCUUUUCAUAUGCAACAAUGGAAGUUAUGGCUACAGAACACAUACAGGAAUUUGCAUGCUUUACUGACUAUGCCGAAAAGCUGAUUUGUCACUGGAAGGUGCCUGCACAGCUGAACUGCUCCCAAGAGUUCCUGCUCUACUACAGGAAGGAAUUUUUUCCUCCCGAAAAUGUGUGUGUCCCUGAGAACGGAGAAGAGAGUUUUAUGUGCACUUGCACAAUAUAUCCUGAUUAUUUUGUAUCUGGUCUCACCUAUAUCCUAGCUCUACAGUUCAAUGGCACCAAUAUGUGGAAUUCCAGUGUUACACCAGCCCAAGUUGUUAAGCCCAGGCCUCCCAAAAAUCUUGCUGUUGAGAAAGCUGAAAAUGGUAAUUUCAAUUUGAGCUGGGAGGAGAGCUAUGCUGCUUCAUCCAUGCUUUUUGGACAGCCAGUCAUCUAUGAAGUAAAAUACUGGAGCAAGCAGCGCCCAGAAGAGGUUACUGUGACAUCAAUUAACUACCAGGCCAAAAGCUUUGAAAUUACUGCAAGCUCCUUGCAGAGAGGCUAUGAUUACAUCGCAAGUAUACGGUGUAACUAUACAGAUUACCCAGUCUACUGGAGUGACUGGAGUGAUGGAGUUGAAUUUCACUGUGAUUAUCAAGUGACAUCUGAAGACAUUCUGCACAUGGCUGUUCCUAUAUCUUGCAUCCUGAUCAUGGGAGUAGCUGUAACUUGCUAUUUCUGUUUUACCAAAAUGAAGAAAGAAUGGUGGGAUCAAAUCCCAAACCCUGCAAAGAGCCAUUUGGUUGUAAAAAAUGUCAAGUUUUCAGUCUUGAACUAUAUUGAUGAAAUGAAGUUCCCUUUCUAUGAUUCAAAGCCAAGUCAUGUGGAAAAGCAAAUCAGUUGCAAAAACUGUCAGGCUCAAAGUUUGUCAAGCCAGAACUUCAAGGAAAAAGAUAACAUCAGAAACAUUGAGAAAUCUUGCAGUUGCUGCAGCAAGCCUGGAGUGUGGUUUCCAAAAGGCAUUAAUGCAGUUUUAACCCCUGAGACUGUUCUUGUUGAAGAGUCUGUGGAAAUCUGUGAACGUUUAACAGACAUUGAGGCUGAGAACCAGGAAAAGACCAGUGACCAGAUCACCGUAUUUGAGCCUUGUGAGGGCAGUGUCAGCAUGCUGAGGGAGCACGCUGAACACAAUGAUGCACUAGCUAACAUGUUCAUGGAGCUCUUGGCAGAUGAAAAAAGCAUGCAAGAUGAUAAAGAUCCAGACAUCAUUACAAGUGAAAUCUUUCAGAAACUUGAGUCAGAAAAUCUUUCUCAAAAAAAUCUAGUAGAAAGUGCUGUCCAGAGUCAGCAGUCAGCUGGUUCUCAUAGAGACUCUCCUUUUACUGAAGCCUCUCAGGAUGAGUAUAAUUGCAGUACAACCAGCAGGAAGUCUGCACAAUCAGAAGAAUCCUUUGAAUCUGGCUAUCGGAGCUCCAGCACAAAUUCUGCUUCUCUGGAUGCAAGAGAUAGUCCCUGUAAGCUUCAACAAAGCCUUUUGACGUGCAGUUCUGAAAGUCAGCGUGACUCAUCUGUGCUUAUUUGGGAAUCUCUAAAUAAACCAGCCUUUGACAGAAUAAGCAGCUCAGCAUACAAGGGCUUUGACACCCUCAUAUCUCCUUCUAUGGAGCCCUGUGGCUCUGCAUACAAGAGCUUUCAUGCUGUAAUGUCUCCAUCUGUGGAGCCCUGUGGCUCUGCAUACAAAAGCUUUCAUGCUGUAAUGUCUCCAUGUGUGGAGCCCUGUGGCUCUGCAUACAAGAGCUUGGACACCCUUGCGUCUCCAUCUGUGGAGCCCUGUAGCUCUGCAUACAGGAGCUUUGAUGCCUUAAUGUCUCAGUCUGUGGCUAGCAGUAGUUUGAAUAUGCACUUUGAAAAUAUGUGCUUGUUGCCAUCUUUAACCCAAUCUUCAGAGGCACAUGUGAAUGAUGGAGUUCCAGCUUUCCUACCAGAGGAAGAAAUUCAUAAGCAGGCAGUGUAUCAAAAUCUUCAAAAGGAAGGCAGCGUGCUUGCUUGCCCUGCUGGACCUCAGCCAUCUGGUUAUAAGUCUUUUGAUGCUGCAGUUAAAUGUAGUGGUGCACACUUUGACAGUAGCAGUGAGUUUAUCUCAAAGUCACUGUACGAACCCUUAGUUCAUCUUUUGUACAACAGCCUGGAAGAAACACCUCCAUAUAACAUAACCCAUGAGCCUGAUGGCCGUGAGUGUUUGAUUGUACAGGACUUUGAUUCUGGCAUUGCCCCGGGUGCAGGCUCUCGUGAGAAAGUGUCAUGCAGUAGUGAUGACAGCCUUUCAAUUGUCAGCUCUCAUGAGCUGUUGAGUGAUAACAAAGAUGAAAACACCAGCAGAGACAAACAGCUGUUGCAUUUCUUGGAGCUGAACUGUCAAGAUUUUAAUGGAGAGAGAGCUAUAAAGGGAACAAAACAUAAUGACUUGAACUGUUGUGGUGAAGGAGUGCCAGGGGGCAGCAGUGACAGAAUAAGUACUGACUUCCAGUGUGCCCCAUGCAACCAUUUGAGGAUGUUUGGAAACUCAGAGGAAAAUAAAGAGGUGGCAAACAGGUGUAGUUGCUCAGCAGCAAACUUACCUGAUGAAUUGCUGGAUGGCAUGGGGCUAACUGUAAAAACUGCAGAAGAGCCUCUGGAGCUCUUGGUCUCAGACAAGUCAGCUGCUGUUUGUGCAGAUAACCCUCAUCUUUCUGAUUCUCGCACCACUCACAAUGAGAGUUCUGGACUGGCACCUGCAGUUAGAAAAAGAUCAUCAGAACUAUUAAUGGAAAACAACAGGAAGAAUGAGAAAAAAGUUGAAUUUCUACAGGUUCUUGCCCAGGAGGACAACUAUUACAUGAAGGUUGCCUAGCCAUAUUUACCAGGACAGCCAAACCAACCUUUGGAAAAAAAAAACUGUAAGGCAAACUGAUAAAGUGCUUUGUUAUUCCAAUCUUGCCUACAGUGAUGGUUACUACAAUUCAGACAUGGGUUUGCUGGGUUGUAAUGCUCAUGCUUGCUGCUGGACUGGCAGCUGGUACAUGAGGCAGACCCCUGGGUACAGAAGGGGCUAGCAGCUAACACACGGAGCUACUGCACACUUAAGGAGGCAAAGCCAGUGUUAAGGCUUCUCUGGUGGUGGUCGUUCUCUGCAAGUGAGCAGGAGAUGCAUCAAGUUGGCGUUCUUAUUCAGCACAUCUCCUGUGCUUGUUGCUCUGGUUCUGUAUGUUGCUUGGGAAGCAAGCGAGGUGAUUCAACAGUGCUGAUGCACCUGGAGGUGAGGUAGAAUCAUAGAAUGGUUUGGGUUGGAAGGGACCUUGAAGAGGAAGUGGCUGAUUUGUGCAGAUUGCGUUGCACGUUCAAAUAUUUGUUUGCUGGGGAUGUCCUGUGUCCGUGGCACCAGAAUGUGGUAUGUUUCUGUAUUUGCUCAAUUGAGAUAUGAAAUAAAUAUUACCAUCAUUUGGUCUAAAGAAAUUAUGUUAUUGAUGCUCAGUUUAUUAUUUUGGAAGUAAACAGAUAUUUUAUACUUACACUGUUGUAAAUAGAAUCGCAUGUUUCUAAAUUAGUUUCUCUGCAAGUUUACUGGUUUGUGGUUAGACUGUGUAAACUCAUGGAUUGUUCCUUCGCUGCUGCUUUUUGUCCAGUCACAAUGGAAACCAUGCCUGCUGCUUUUAAGCUCUGGUUGGGCAGCUAUUCCAGAAGUCAUACUCAUGAUUCUGAAUUUUGCUAGGGCAUUAUUAUGUAUUUUGGUACUGUAAUUUCCACCUCAGUAUGUUGGCAGCAGCAUAAAAUAAUUAAGGACUGUUAUUUUAUAUAUGUACCUAUUUAGAAAACCCUGUUGCCAAUCAUGAAGAGGGAAAGAUAACAGGUGGCUGCUACACAGGAACUCAUUUGACACAUUUUGUAAGAUUUGUGUCCAGCUACACUUCAAAUUCCAGGUUGGCUCAGCAGCAGAGGUGUUCAUACAUCACUCUCGGAGCAGUAAAAAGUGGUAUAUAAGCCCAGAAAGGAGACUCAGAGUGAAGUGUCUGUAUUUGCAUGUGACGAUUAACAUGUGUGGUGGAGCCAAAUGAAGCGCUGAUGAACAUGGUAAUCAUUCUUUUUUUAAUUAAAACUAUGAGGAUGAAUUGUACUGUGAGGUUGCGGGGCAUGAAAGUGAAGAGGCUUUGCAGGACUCUAAGCAAACUCACUAAAAUGGUGGGAUGAGAACAUGCACAAAGGCCACAAUCUGCCUCCUGAUUAAGAUGACUCACUUCCCUAAAUCCUAACAAAUAUUUAAGCAAAAGCCCCCAGUUAUUGCAGCUACCCAGAAUGGAUUACUCACUGUUUGCGGUAGUGCUGCAGGGUGUGAAGGGAGGCAUGGUGCUGUCAGUGCUGUUUUCUUCCCCUUCUGCCUGUGCUCUCAUCCAUGUGCUCUUGGGGAUGCAGGAAUGCCUGCAUGUGGCUGGAACAGCCAAGAGAGCUCUGCUCAUGCCAGCGUGGAGGCUGUUUGCUGCAGCAGUUCUUCUGCUGAGCCCCAGCUUUGUUUUCACUUUUUUUUUCCCCAAACUUAUUUAUGUUUUCCCAACAUAGCUGCACCUUCC
Molecule: messenger RNA, 5141 nt
Organism: Lagopus muta (rock ptarmigan)
Lineage: Eukaryota; Metazoa; Chordata; Aves; Galliformes; Phasianidae
Gene: IL4R
Product: interleukin 4 receptor
Exons: 10
Coding region: 518-3430 (970 amino acids)
Biological process (GO): production of molecular mediator involved in inflammatory response; cytokine-mediated signaling pathway
Cellular component (GO): external side of plasma membrane; membrane
Molecular function (GO): cytokine receptor activity; protein binding
Source: RefSeq, a predicted model, not a curated record